Oncorhynchus nerka (sockeye salmon) is the source of this 3206-nucleotide messenger RNA. RefSeq names its product G protein-coupled receptor kinase 7a (gene grk7a). Gene Ontology annotation, molecular function: rhodopsin kinase activity; ATP binding. NCBI's taxonomy places the organism in Eukaryota, Metazoa, Chordata, Actinopteri, Salmoniformes, Salmonidae. The record is from RefSeq and is a predicted model, not a curated record. Bases 126 to 1787 code for a protein of 553 amino acids. Gene Ontology annotation, biological process: regulation of signal transduction; protein phosphorylation; signal transduction. The transcript is spliced from 4 exons. Gene Ontology annotation, cellular component: cytoplasm.
UUGGAGCGAGUUGCACACACACAGACACGCACACUCAGAAAACACACUCCACAGAGCAAGGGAUCCUAAGGAACUGCUGAAGAACCCAGUCACGUAGGGGGGAUAGACCAGACAAAGCCACCAAGAUGUGUGACAUGGGGGGAUUGGAUAACCUGGUGGCCAACACGGCCUACCUGAAAGCCCAGGGUGGCGACGACAAGGAGAUGAAAAAGCGUCGUCGGAGUUUGUCACUGCCCCUGGCCGAGCAGUGUGCCACCAUCCGGACUACCAUUGAUAAGAACUUUGAGUCGCUCUGUGAGAGGCAGCCAAUCGGCAAGAAGUUCUUCCGGCAGUUCCUGACUGCUACCCCAGAGUACAUCAAUGCCGCUGAGUACCUAGACGAGCUGAAUGACUGGGAUCUGGCGGAAGGUGCUGACAAGGAUAAGCAGAGGGCGAACAUGAUGAAAAAGUUUUGCAAGGCCGACUCCAAUAACUUUCUGACCUACCUCACUGGGGAGGUAGCCGACAAGUGUAAGGCAGUGACGGACAAUGACUUUGACGAAGUGAUGAAUGUCAAGGUGAAGGAAGCCACACGGGAGUUUCUGAAAGACAAGCCCUUCACGGACUACCAAACUAGCCCCUUCUUUGACAAAUUCCUGCAGUGGAAGGAGUACGAGAAGCAGCCCAUCAGUGAUAAAACCUUUUAUGAGUUCAGAACUCUGGGUAAGGGAGGUUUCGGAGAGGUAUGUGCCGUACAGGUGAAGAACACAGGCCAGAUGUACGCCUGCAAGAAGCUGUGCAAGAAGCGCCUGAAGAAGAAACAUGGUGAGAAGAUGGCCCUGCUGGAGAAGCAGAUCCUGGAAAAGGUCAACAGCCUGUUUCUUGUCAACCUGGCCUACGCCUAUGACACCAAGACCCACCUGUGCCUUGUCAUGACCCUGAUGAACGGCGGUGACCUCAGGUACCACAUCUAUUACGUCAGUGAGAAGACCAAGGGUAUUGAGAUGGCACGCAUCAUCUACUACACAGCGCAGAUCUGCACAGGCAUUCUUCAUCUGCAUGAAAUGGAUAUCAUAUAUCGUGACAUGAAGCCCGAGAACGUGCUGCUGGACAGCUUUGGCCAGUGCCGACUCUCUGAUCUGGGUCUGGCCGUGGAGCUACCUGCUGGAAAGACCAUCUCCCAGAAGGCUGGAACCGGAGCAUACAUGGCCCCUGAGAUCCUGAACGAAGUUCCCUACAGGACAUCGGUGGACUGGUGGGCGCUGGGAUGCAGUAUUUAUGAGAUGGUGGCUGCCUACACCCCGUUCAAGGGUCCCGAAUCCGGGAAGCAGAAGGUGGAGAAGGAGGAGGUGCAACGUCGCAUAUGCAAAGAGGAACCCCCAUGGGAGCACAAGAACUUUGACGCGCCCACCAAAACCAUCAUCCAGGAGUUCCUCAAGAAGAAUAUUGAUGAACGCCUGGGCUGCAAGGGAGGAGGUGAGGACCCCCGUAAGCACGAGUGGUUCAAGUCCAUCAACUUUCCUCGUCUGGAGGCUGGUUUGAUCGACCCCCCUUGGGUGCCCAAGCCCAACGUGGUCUAUGCCAAGGACACUGGCGACAUCGCUGAGUUCUCCGAGAUUAAGGGCAUUGUGUUCGACGCCAACGACGAGAAGUUCUUCAAGGAGAUUGGCACGGGAGCCGUGGCCAUUCCGUGGCAACAGGAGAUGAUCGAUACGAACCUGUUUGACGAGCUGAACGACCCCAACAGGAAAGAGUGUGCUGGGGGUGAUGACGGGGAGGGGAAGUCUGGCACGUGCACAUUGCUGUGAACAGUCAAGCCUGGCACAUAUAUACACCGAAACAUGGCACCAAUACAUCAACUGAUUCGCUCAUGUUCUGUAAAAUUAUUGUAAAACAUUACACACAGAAAUAAUUGAACAAAAUGCAUCGGAGAACAGCAGGAGAGAGAUGAGGUAUCCUUCACUGGACCUGGUCGAUUGCCAUUGAUUUUAGUAAUAUGGGUUGAACGUUCCCUGAGCUUCCAAACACAUAGGAGAGUAAAGGUGGCUUUACCAAGAUUGGUAUUGGUAGUCUCUUCAGAUUGCAGCUACUCCCAGAUGUUUCUCAUGAUGUAUUAGUGCCCUCCUGGCCAACAGGGGUCGUAAGAUUAAAAUAUAACAAAUUCAUAUUGUGGGUAAAACAUUUUUUUAAAUGAUUAAUGGAUAAACACAGGCCUCUGUUUACAUACAGCCUGCAUCAGAAAGAUGUGUGUAUGUAGACUGCAGUGCUAGCCCUAGGCCUGAAACCUAGGCAUUGGCCACAAUGGAGCACGGUAUGCUGAAUUGACUAGUUUGGGAAUAUGGUUGGGAUCUCAUUCUUGAUUGUGUUCCAUUAAUUGAAUUUGAUAGAGGCCACAUUUUAUUCAACCGUCCCCCCGUCCCGUCCCCGUCCCCCGUCCCGUCCCCGUCCCCCACACCGAGAUUCCUUUUGUCUCUCUAAAGGCAGAGGUGAUAACUUUUUUUUUGUUGUCAAAUAUUUCAAGAGAUCAAUGUCUGUAUGGACACAGAUUUUACUAACCUUUAGUCGAUCACUAAAUUUCCAAGCAGAUGCACUUUCCAAGCUAGCAUCUAGUUUUAUUUCAAAACGAUGUUGUAUAUGAAUAUAAAUAUGUAUAUCUAUGCAUUGACAUGGGGAGAAAUCCACAGAUUAGGUGCUAGUCAGGACUUGAUGAAUGCUCAACUCUCAUUGGGCUGUGAAGGUUCUAUGCCCUGGUUUCUCAGGAGAGAGGAAUGGAAUGUAGAGAAAAUCCAGUGGGAUUCUAUAUUCGAAGAUUGAACAUUGAGAGGAGUUGGGCUUGGCCAACAAUGUGUUCCUGUACCAGGAAUAUCUAUUUGUCCCUCCCCCCAAUGCUUCCAUUCAUGUGAUUUGUCUGAAGUUCGAGAUACAUGUACAAAUCUAAAGUUAGAAUCUAGUUAGCUUGCUAGCUUUCAAAACUUUUAACAAAGAAAAUCACAGUUCCCUUGUUUGUUGCCUCAGGGUUAAGACUUAUUUCAUAUAAUAAUAACAAUCAUAUAUUAUUAUUAUAUAACUUUAAAUAGACUAAUUUUAUUAUAUUAUACUAUCAAUAUCAAUAUCAUAAACAUACUUGUAAAUAUAAUUUGAGAGGAAAACAUUACAUAUGCUACUCUAUGUCAGUCAUUUAUCAGGGACUUGCUUGAAUCUUGAAUUAUUUGAAUAAAAAUAUGUCU